Messenger RNA from Schizosaccharomyces cryophilus OY26, 2605 nucleotides. Its product is annotated as membrane anchored protein Mac1. The record is from RefSeq and is a predicted model, not a curated record. NCBI's taxonomy places the organism in Eukaryota, Fungi, Ascomycota, Schizosaccharomycetes, Schizosaccharomycetales, Schizosaccharomycetaceae. Gene Ontology annotation, cellular component: cell division site; growing cell tip; plasma membrane. Bases 514 to 2253 code for a protein of 579 amino acids. The transcript has a single exon.
GACAAGCCUACCCUAAACUAUAAUUAAGUUAUUUAUUUACUUCCGCAUUCUUCCCUCUACCAACACCAUUUGGGCGGCUUUUUUCUCAAAUUUCCUUCUUUUCUAAUCGACCUUCUUUUUCUCUAGUUUUAAUUUUUAUUUUGAAGAUCUCUUCAUUUCAUUUGAGAACAUCGAUAUUCAGCAUUCGCCAAAGUGUAAGGUAAAAUCUGUUUUGUAUACUUGUGAUACGUUAAUUUUAUUGUACAUUUAAUUUGUUUAUAAUCUCGUUUAUAAUCCUAAUUCUCCCGGUUAUAUCUUCGUUUCUCUCCUUUUUUGCGGAAAGUGUGGAUUCUCUGUCAUCGUACUUUGCUAAAUUUGGAAAGAUUUUUAUUGAUUGCUUAACGCAUGUUCUUGAUAGAUUUUUUUUUGUGUGAUUUUUAGGUUUACGUUGGAAAGGUGAAACUUACAUUCGUUCAAGCUUGCUUUUGGUUUUUUACAUCUCUAAUAAUCUAUACCCACAAUCAAUACCUCAAUAUGAUUCGUUCUCUUCUUGCUUUUCUCACGAUUAUCUUUCUUUUAAUUUCUACUGCUUUAUUGAUUAUUGGCAGUGUUUCUGUUCCUGCGACCUCAAAGAUGAUGCUAGGUAAGGUUAACGACACCUACUUGGGUAUCUUCGGUACUUGCUCGGGCAAUGGCGAUCAUUGCACCAAAACAAGUUUCGGCUACACUGUCGAUGAUUCUUUGGUCCAAGACUUCUACUACAAGGGGGACAAACGUAAUGUUCUUUCCAAAGUUUUGAUAACCCAUAUCAUCAGCGCUGGUAUGUCUUUUAUAAGUGCUUGUUUAGUCUUUCUUUCAAUCUUCGUUGUGAAACAGGGAUUAAAUAUCUUUAACAUUCUGUUUAUUUUUCUUACUACUCUGACGACUUGCUGUGCAUUUGGCGUCGAGCUUACUCUGUUUUUGCCUCACAAUACUUGGCAAUCUUAUGUUGUUGCCGGCGCUAUUGGAAGCGAUCUACUUGCAAUCUUGCAUCUUUGCUUCCGUAGUGUCUCGAUCGGUCGUAUGCACAAGAAAAAUGAUGAAACCACUCCUUCCAAUGACACCGUUGAAAGUUUCUCUGUUUAUAAAGAAAAGGAGGAUUAUCCCCUCACGAUGGAUGAUAAGCUUAAUAACGUUCCCGCUACACUGCCGAAAUUCAAUGAUGCUUUAACGUCCAAUUCUGAAUUGGGUCCUCCUUCCGAGCAGGAAGACUCUCCAUUUUCUAAACGUGUGUCUCCUAGUUUUCAUGAGCAAAGCUUUGUCUCCCCAACCCCCUCUCGAUCUGUCAAAUCACCUACUCGUGAUACUCUCUCAAAGCUUCCUAGUUAUGAUGAUGGCCGAUACAUAAAGACCCCUUCUUUGAUUUCAUCCAACAACUUUGCAAGACCCCAAGUUCAGGCAGAAGACAAUAAGGAAUAUUCUCCUCACAAAACUGGUAGACUCCCUGGUUUUCCUCCUCUAAACACAAAUAGAAACGGUAACAGUCCUGCGUUUAAUUCGGAUCCAUUCUCCAAAUCUAAUCCUAGCCCGACCAGUAGUGAGGACACGAAUUCUGCAUUCUUUGAUGUUAAUCCUAAUAUGGCUACUACUGAAUUCGAAAGCUCUCAUCAAGAUUCACUCUCUCCUUCCGCUAAUGACCAACCUUCUUCUCGAAAGAUUGCUAGGCCAUUUGCCCCUACUGAGUCCAAUAAUCAUUUAACUCGUGAACCAGAUACCAGCUUUCCGAUGAAGCAACAAGCUCAUGUAUCUGAUUCUCCUGUUGACACGCAGUUUCCUCAUCCUGAAAGCCGUGAAGUUCAAAACCUUCUUUUUUCGGGAAAUGAACCCAUACAUAAUAAAGAUUUACCCAAAGAUAACUUUAACGUUAACUCAUCAGCUCAGCUCAAGAUGCCUACUACCCACCGCAGCAGACCACCUACAUCAUUGAACGGUUCGUCUAAUGACCUGUCCAACGUUACCGGUGUUCCUCGUCCAUUCAGCAAACGACCUACUCCAAAACCUUCUAGAAGCCCACUCGAGAGAAAUCAAAAUCCCUCCCAAACGAGUCUUGGCUCUGCUUUCUCUGGUCCGUCAAUGCAACCCCCCAUGAGUAGAGCGGAAAUGCGAAACCCUGCUAAUUUAGUACCAGUUUCAAGUACUUUGGAUCAGUUAUCCGGUAACGCUGACUUUGAACUUCCCGUUCGAGGUGGACGCAAAAACCGACGGAGCGAUGGUGUGAGUCGUAUGAUUCGCUAAAUAAUGUUUGAAUCUCUAAUUUUAUGCUCUUUUCAAUCUUUCGAAAAGUUUUUUUCGAAGCUUAUAGCUUUUCAGAUAGAAAGUAUUUUUCUAUUUGUUACCCUUGUGAUACAUCAAGGCUUCUUACUUCUUACUAUAACCUUGUUUUUUCUUUUUUUUCCUUAGAUAAAAGAAAAAGAGAAGUGGUCACCAGCCGUUCCCAACGGCUGGUUCCUAUUAUGUGUAACCUAAUUAUUAGAUGCUUGUACGAAGUUUAUAAUAGACAAUCAAAGGAUAUAUGCUGUUCUUUGCUUAAUGUAUUUAUUAUGCAAAUUUUGAAAAGGUUAAGAAGUAUAUGUGAAACAAGUAAAUU